GGCCGGGCGGCCGGGCGAGAACCCCCAACGCGUCGUCCGCUCGUGCGCCCGCCACCCCCGCGCCGCCGGCUCCGACGCCCAGACGCCCCAACCGGGGUGGCCGCAGUAGUGGGCCCUCCCUCUUCUCCCAGCUCCCCGGCAGGCCGCGGGCCGGCAGGUGGGAGGCAAGGUGGCAGCCAGGGCGAGUGACACCGGAGGGGCCACGCUUGCUUAUCAACCUGCCGGCGACACCAGAGCACCCGCAGCUGCGAGGCUUCCUCUGGCCUUGGGCAAAGCAUGACUUUCAAAAAUCGAGUCUCCUAACAUAGUUCCCUUUCCAGUCUGCGCCCCGCACUCCUGGGAGGUGCCAGGGGCGGUGGGCCGUGGCACCUGGAGACAGACUCCAGGCUGAGCCCCUGUCCUCUGGGCACCCACUGGCCCACCUCCUUUCUGGUUCCAAGUACUGGCAGGACACACCCCUGCCCAGAAACCUCUGUGCCCAUCACCCUAGACACCUCAGCUUAGCAGCCCCUGCCUCUGGAGUAUGCCGGGGACCCCACAUAUACUACUGCCUUUCCACUGGGGACGGAAAGGCUGUGGGAAGCAGGCGCAGGCUUUCCUGGGGGCCCAGCCAGCAGUCAAGGCUCGCUAAGCGCGCAGGACGUGGGCAUCAGUGGGCUCGACUGGCAGAGCUGCAGGGGCUCUUCGGAGACUGGCAGCAGCUAAGCGAGCUGAGUCUCAAGAAGGGGAUUGUCUUACCCCCUUGCCUCGGGGACUCUAGCUCACGGGCCGUGCUGGGCUGGGGAUGGGGUAUGUUGGAGCGCUGCUUCCUUGCCCAGGUCGUCCAUGGGUACGCUCCUACUGGCCUCAGAAGCCUCUCACCCACCAGCCACACCUGCCCAUCCCACAGUGCUCUUGGGCGCUGGCACAGCAUUAAAUAGACAAGACACCUAAACCCGGGAGGGCCAUUAUGGGGUGGCAAGACCCAUCUGGGCUGCAUCCAAGACUGCCAUAUCCCAGUUUGAAGCCUGAGGCUGGGGCGAGAUGGCCCUGCCCUCUUGUGACGCUGAGGGCCCAAAAUCCAGCCCUGCUUGCCCUUAGGAUGCUGCAGGCAGAGCCCAGCGGGGCUAGGUGUCCCUGCUCCCACCCCUCAAGGCCUCUGGCGAGCAGUGAGCAGGCAGUGAGAAGCCGGGGUUCUGGCCAGAGGGACCUGCAGGGGACUAAAGGGUGUGUGCUGUGCUCCAGGCCACCCAGGGGAGAAGGCCCCCCUCCGGGAGACGCAGGCAUGUGGGGCUCCCGGGAGCUGCUGCUGUUGUGGUUCCUAGUGUUGGCAGCGGGUGGCACCGGGCAUGCCUACCGGCCCAGCCGCAGGGUAUGUGCUGUGGCGGGGGCCAGGCCAGGCCCCGUCUCUGAGUCCUUCGCACAGCGUGUGUACCAGCCCUUCCUCACUACCUGCGAUGGGCACCGGGCCUGCAGCACCUACCGAACCAUCUACCGGACCGCCUAUCGCCGUGGCUUGGCACUAGGCCCUACAAGGCCUCGCUUUGCCUGCUGCCCAGGUUGGAAAAGGACUGGCGGCCUUCCUGGGGCCUGUGCAACAGCAAUAUGCCAGCCGCCAUGUGGGAAUGGAGGGAGCUGUGUCCGGCCUGGCCACUGCCGCUGCCCUGCAGGGUGGAAGGGCAGCACCUGCCACACGGAUGUGGAUGAAUGCGGCUCCGGAGGGGCAGGCUGUCCCCAGGGCUGUGUCAAUACUGUGGGCAGUUACUGGUGCCAGUGCUGGGAGGGGCACAGCCCAUCUGCAGAUGGAACACGCUGCCUACCCACAGCAGAGCCCCCCAGGGUGACCCCAAACACCGUGGCAGGAGUGGACACUGUGGCCAGGGCGGAGGUGCAGAGGCUGCAGGCUCGGGUCGAGGCGCUGGAGCAGAAGCUGCAACUGGUGCUGGCCCCGCUGCACAGCCUGAUCUCGCGGGCCCCAGAUGAGGGGCCACAGGACCCCGGCAGCCUCCUGGCCCGCUCCUUGCAGCAGCUGGACCGGAUCGACUCGCUGAGCGAGCAAAUCUCCUUUCUCGAGGAGCAGCUGGGGUCCUGCGAGUGCCGUCACCUCCCCGCCCUCAGAGGCCCUGGCUCUUCGAGGGGAGGUGGCAGAACCCAAGAGCAGUCCCCCCAAGAGCAGCCACAGGCCGGGUGACCCAGCCUCCUGUUCCGCCUCCAGUCUUCUGCAAGGAGGUCUGACAGCCCCGUCUUGGGCCCAAGACUGGACUGAGCCCACAAGCCCCAUGUCCCUCUGGCUAUGGCCCAUGUUGCUCUUGUCCCCAUCCCUCCGGGGGCUCUUGGGUGUCCAACGGGCCAGGGUGGGCUCCCACCAGGCCCUCCAGGGCCCAAGGGAAGGUACGAGGGCUCCCUGGCUGUGCCGGGAUGUGGCGCAUGAUAGGCAGCUCCCUGAGGUGGGGCGGACUUGUCCCCAUCAGAAUAAACAUGAGACUUGA
This is a messenger RNA of Octodon degus (degu), 2468 nucleotides long. RefSeq names its product EGF like domain multiple 7 (gene Egfl7). The record is from RefSeq and is a predicted model, not a curated record. Gene Ontology annotation, biological process: anatomical structure development. The transcript is spliced from 7 exons. Gene Ontology annotation, cellular component: cell surface; extracellular region. Gene Ontology annotation, molecular function: calcium ion binding; signaling receptor binding. Lineage: Eukaryota; Metazoa; Chordata; Mammalia; Rodentia; Octodontidae. The coding region runs from base 950 to 2170 and encodes 406 amino acids.